AUGGGAUGGUUCACCGGCAUAAGACGCUACUUGCUGGUGGGGCUGUGCUGCUUGGUGGUGCUGUGCGUCUUCAGCCCAUUUCGGGGUAAAUUGAGCAGUGCACAACAACUGCCUCCAGCACAACGCCAACCCGCACCCCCCGCACCGCCGCCCACCAAAAAUCCGGCGAUCGCACGCAGGAUUUCCGCCGAUAAGGGGCAGCAAAAACCGCCCGACGGGUACGGCGAUGGAAAGAGCUGGCCGAAACUAUUCUGCAUGAUCAACACCAUCCCCAAAAAUCAUGCGACGCGCGUGACGGCCGUUUUUGAAACGUGGGCACCGCACUGCGACGAGCACAUCUUCAUGACCACGGCGCGCGUGUUGGAGAAGAAGGCGACGGCUGCCAAGAGGGGCCAGAAGCGCGUGAAGAAGCCGACGUUUUGGGUCUACGAUUUUAGCCAUCUGGGCAAUCGAACGAAACCUCACGACAGUAAGGAAUGGCUGUGGGACCGGAUGCGAGCUGCCUUCAAACGGGUACAUCAAGAGAAAUUGAACGAUUUCGACUGGUUCCUGAAGGCCGAUGACGACACGUUUGUCAUCGUCGAGAAUCUCAAGGAGUUUUUGACGCGGCUGGACCCGGAUAUUCCGUAUUUUGUACUACAGCGGCAUUGGUUGCUGGAGGAUGGGCGGGACCCGAAUCAAAUCUACGGAAGCGGUGGGGCUGGCUAUAUUCUGUCGAGAGCCGCCGUGAAGAAGUUCAUCGAAAUCAUGCCAAAAGCAUCUGAAUGUCGUCAGGGCAGCUACAAGCACGAGGAUACGGAGAUUGGCGAGUGCCUCCGGAAUGCCAACGUCACCUUUAUCGACGCGGCCGACCCGUCUGGCAGGCAUAGCAUGCUGCCCAUCAAUUUUGGGCAUCUACUCUCGCCGCUCGACGGGCAUGGGGUCGCCUGGGCCCAGGAGACGUCAAUAUUACCCUUGGAUAAGAAAAAGAGAAGAAUAAUGAAAACAAGC
Molecule: messenger RNA, 990 nt
Organism: Mesorhabditis spiculigera
Lineage: Eukaryota; Metazoa; Nematoda; Chromadorea; Rhabditida; Rhabditidae
Source: the annotation of a GenBank genome assembly